AUGCAAGAUGAAAUGAAAUCCUUGCAUAAUAGUCAGACAUUUGAACUUGUGAAGUUGCCAAAAGAGAAGAAAGCUUUGCAGAACAGGUGGAAUAGGUUGAAGCAUGAAGAAACUUCUCAGUCUCCAAGGUACAAGGCUAGAUUGGUGGUCAAGGACUAUAGGCAGAAAAAGGGAGUUGACUAUGAUAAAAAAAUUUCACUGGUUAUGAAAAGAUCUUCUAUUAGGAAUGUUUUGAGUUUGACUGCAAGUCUUGAUUUAGAAAUAGAGCAGAUGGAUAUGAAAACUGCUUUCCUUCAUGGUGAUUUUAAGGAUGAAAUUUAUAUGGAACAACCUGAAGAUUUUUUGAAUGCUUCUAGGAUUGACAUGUUGAAGAAGCAACUUGAGAUGUCAUUUUCAAUGAAGGACCUUGGAUCGGCAAAAGAGAUUCUUGGUAUAAGAAUCGAGCAUGAUAGAAAGGAGAAGAAAAUUUGGUUGUCACAGGAGAAAUACAUAAAGACAAUGUUGCACAGCAUGAAGUUGUGUUAUGAAAGUGAGAAGCCUAUUCUAGUUGGUUACACUGACUCAGACAUGACAGGAGAUAUUGAUUCUAAAAGGUUCAUUUCAGGCUUCUUGAUCAACUUUGUGGGUGGAGCUAUAUUAUUACAGGACCCUCUAGAUGUAAAGUCAUCCAAGAAAUUCCCGUUAGCUUCAAGGUUAGUAGUUUUAGCUUUCUCUGUGAUUUGUGGAGUAUACAUAUUUUCGAUUUGUUCAGAGCAAGUAGGUGUAAACACACAUUCCAAGCUCGUAGACGUCAAAGUCUUCAAACAGCAAUGUCCUCCUCCUCCUGUGGAACAAUGGGAACUGCCCUACUUGAAUUAUCCAGACCCACAAACCUUCAACAGAGAGGAGUGUGCCUGCAAUCCUGUUCGGUUAUUUUGCAUUGUGUCAAUGCAAAGAUCUGGGAGCGGUUGGUUUGAGACACUUUUGAACAGUCAUAUGAAUGUUAGCUCCAAUGGAGAAAUAUUUUCGGUUGUUAAAAGAAGGGAGAAUGUCUCUUCAAUUUUGAUGACAUUGGAUAAAGUGUAUAAUCUUGACUGGUUCACAAGUGCUUCAAAGAAUGAAUGCUCUGCCGCUGUUGGCUUCAAAUGGAUGCUUAAUCAGGGGUUGACAAGGCAUCAUGAAGAAAUAGUAAAAUAUUUUGAAAGGAGAAAUGUAUCUGUAAUAUUUCUAUUCAGAAGAAAUUUUCUUCGCAGAAUGGUAUCUGUGUUGGCAAAUAUUUAUGACAAGGAGGUCAAGUUACUGAACGGAACACAUAAGUCUCACGUGCAUUCCACUACGGAGGCGAAUAUUCUUGCACAGUAUAGGCCACGACUCAAUGUUACGCUAAUGAUAUCAGAGCUAAAGCUAACUGAGGAGACAACUCAAAAUGCCUUGGUAUACUUCAAGAACAUUCGCCAUAUUGUUCUCUACUAUGAGGAUCUUCUCAACAAUCGAACUAAAAUCUUGGAUGUUCAAGAAUUUUUAAGGGUGCCGUACAGAGAUCUACAGAGCCAUCAAGUGAGGAUACACACUGCUCCGCUAUCAAUGCAGAUUGAAAACUGGGAAGAAGUGCAAAAAGCACUGAAUGGAACGCCGUAUCAGAAAUUUCUAUAUUCAGACUAA
Molecule: messenger RNA, 1641 nt
Organism: Arachis stenosperma
Lineage: Eukaryota; Viridiplantae; Streptophyta; Magnoliopsida; Fabales; Fabaceae
Exons: 8
Coding region: 1-1641 (546 amino acids)
Source: RefSeq, a predicted model, not a curated record